AUGGCCGAAGCGAAGCAAGAUGACACGGCGGAAAGGGCUAGCAAUGCCGAUCAAACGGAUGAUAUGGACGUUGCAGCAGCGAUGGGCUUUGGAUCUUUUGGUACCAAGCCCCAUCUAGAGAAGAAACGCAAGCUUGACGACUCGUCCAAUGAAGCCAACUCUGAGGCGCCAAAGACAUCUCCAGGAGUCGCACCCUCCACCCAGGAAUUCAAGCCAGCUUAUCACGCACUACCAAAACGGCCGGCUCUUCAACAACCAAAUAUGAAGGCCUCACAACCACAUGAACCUACAGGUCUUCGAGAAAAUACGGUAGUCCAACGCGUGCCUGACAUGGUCACCCAGGAUCAAGCAUUCGACCAAAGAGCCUUCGGCCAGCCACAUCAUCAAUACGGCAGAUCAUCAAAAUAUGGAAGGUUCGAGGACGGAGAAUUGGACUUGCCAGCUUUGAGACGAGGCGUGAAAAUGGAAAAUGGGGAUAUUGCAUACUAUGACCCUAGUUUCAUUGAAGACCCGUGGGCGAGGUUGAGGGCAAAGAGCCAGGAUACAAACAAACCAUGA
This is a messenger RNA of Bacidia gigantensis, 558 nucleotides long. RefSeq lists its product as uncharacterized. NCBI's taxonomy places the organism in Eukaryota, Fungi, Ascomycota, Lecanoromycetes, Lecanorales, Ramalinaceae. The transcript has a single exon. The coding region runs from base 1 to 558 and encodes 185 amino acids. The record is from RefSeq and is a predicted model, not a curated record.